Molecule: messenger RNA, 648 nt
Organism: Dinoponera quadriceps
Lineage: Eukaryota; Metazoa; Arthropoda; Insecta; Hymenoptera; Formicidae
Exons: 4
Coding region: 1-648 (215 amino acids)
Source: RefSeq, a predicted model, not a curated record
AUGCACGCGGCCGAGGCACCCUAUUAUAAAAUCAAUCGAGUUGUUCUCAAGAUACUCGGCUUGUGGCCGUAUCAGCAAUCACGUCUAGUACGAAUGCAGAAUGUGCUGUUUAUCGCUAUUCUUACAUCAUUUAUCGUGGUACAGUUACUGGUGUUGGUUAGGACACAGUACAACGCUAACGUUCUCUUCAGUGUUCUCUCGUUCACGUUCCCCAAUAUCUUCGUCACGAUUAAAUAUUGCCUCUAUGUCAUUCAGGCAAAUAACAUCAGAUAUAUCUUCGACAGAAUUCAGUACGAUUGGAACAUGUUAAAGAGUCAGGAGGAACUGAAGAUAAUACAAAAGUACGCAGACAACGCGAGAUUGUACACGAUCCAAUUUUUCUCUUUGGCCAUUUUCUUUACACUGGCAUACGUAGUGAUACAUUGUAUACCGAUUAUGCUCGAUAUGAUCAUACCGAUGAACGAAUCUCGACCGCGAUCGCUUCUAUUUAUAACGGAACUCUUCGUCGAUCAAAAUACGCAUUUCUACACUAUUUUAAUGUAUUACUGCUUAACUAAUUACGCCGGUUGUGUCACGAUUGCGGCCAUUGCGACGAUUCUUGUCGCGUAUGUACUGCACACCUGCGCUCUGUUCCAAAUCACCAGGUAA